Molecule: messenger RNA, 1395 nt
Organism: Dipodomys ordii (Ord's kangaroo rat)
Lineage: Eukaryota; Metazoa; Chordata; Mammalia; Rodentia; Heteromyidae
Gene: Ier5
Product: immediate early response 5
Exons: 2
Coding region: 213-728 (171 amino acids)
Source: RefSeq, a predicted model, not a curated record
GCGACCGGACGUGGGAGGAAGCGGUUGUCCGGAGCCAGGGGGGCUGAAGCCGGCUGGCGCGCGCGGCUCGGAGUCGUUUUUCUUCGGAGCGCUGUCGAGGGCGCGCCCCCGGAGCGGACUUAUCUGCGCUCGUCGCUCUCCCUGUCGCCACCGGACCGGAGGCAGGGGUGGGUCCAGUCACCUCGACGCUCGCCCUGGGUAGAGGAGGCAGGAUGGAGUUCAAGCUGGAGGCUCACCGCAUCGUCAGCAUCUCCCUGGGCAAGAUCUACAACUCGCGGGUCCAGCGGGGCGGCAUCAAGCUGCACAAGAACCUUCUGGUCUCGCUGGUGCUGCGCAGCGCACGCCAGGUCUACCUGAGCGACCCCUGCCCUGGCCUCUACCUGGCCGGCCCCGCGGGGACUCCGCUGGCGCCGCCGCCGCCGCAGCAGCCCGGGGAGCCGGCGCCCGGCGCCACCCCGCAGAAGAAGCCGCGCCGGCACUCGGAGGAGCAGCCCGGCGGCGAAGAGGACGGCGGCGAGGAGGAGAUGGAGACGGGCAACGUGGCUAACCUCAUCAGCAUCUUCGGUUCCAGUUUCUCGGGACUCUUACGGAAAAGCCCCGGGGGCGGCCGGGAGGAGGAAGAGGCCGGGGAGGGCGGUCCGGAAACCGCCGAGCCGGGGCAGAUCUGCUGCGAUAAGCCGGUGCUGAGAGACAUGAACCCCUGGAGCACAGCCAUCGUGGCCUUCUGAGCCCCAGGUCCCGGGCGGCGGGGUGGAGGUUGAGCAGCGGGGCGUCCCCGAAGUGAGGGCCGGGCCUCUCCCGGCGACGAGGACGCCCCGAGACGGCAGGCGCCGAGCGCGUCGGGGGAGACUGGUGGCUGCGGGGCAGCACCCUGACCCCGGCCUGGCAAGCCCUGCUGUGUCGAGACUCGAGGCUCGGGCGGGAGACCUGGAGUCGGAGGCUUAAUCCUAGGAAGAGGACGAUCGAUCGUUAACCUUUUGUGUACGUGUGUGUCUGUAAGUUCGUCUUGUUGAAUUUAGACUUUUUUGUUGUUGUUGUUGUUGUCCGCCUGGAACGCACCACCCCUUCCCCGGGGCUUAAGACUUUUGGGGACUGACAGGGACUUUCCUCCGCCCUCCGCCCGGAGAAGGAAGCGGCUGACGGCGGGGGCGCGGGAGUUCCCCGGCUGAUCUCGGGGAGGAAGGGGACUUUACACACCGUUGUCGUGCGAGUUGAGCUGCCCCCCGAGCCGGGAGGGGCCUCCUCCCCGGAUUGCCUGCCACUGGCGGGGAGCAGCCCGCAGCGGAGACUCUCAUUCCUUCUCUCCUCCCCACCAUCUUCGCACAGAAGAAGCGUUCUGACCCUGUGAUUACUCUGGGGAAAGGGGAAUAUUAAGGGACCUUCAUCUCCUCACGG